AAAAAAUACUCCGUAUUGCUUUACUAAACACGACAAAACAGAAAAUUAAGAUAGAUUCCUCCGCCCGAGAAGUAAACACUUGACCGGAAACCACCACAAUCAUCGGCUAGAACCACCGUAAAAAUGCCGAUUUUCAAGACACCCUUCAAUGGCUACUCCGUGAAAUUCAGCCCAUUCUACGAGAACCAACUGGCCGUGGCAACCGCCCAGAAUUUCGGCAUCUUAGGGAACGGCCGGGUCCACGUCCUCCAGCUGAACCCCAACGGCCCAAUCUCCCAGCUCGCCGCUUUCGACACCGCCGACGGCGUCUACGACGUCUGCUGGUCCGAGGCCCACGACUCCCUAGUCAUCGCCGCCACCGGCGACGGCUCCAUCAAGCUCUACGACAUCGCUCUCCCGCCCACCAACAACCCCGUCCGCUCCUUCCAGGAGCACACCCGAGAAGUCCACGGCGUCGAUUACAACACCGUCCGGAAAGAUUCGUUCUUGUCGGCUUCUUGGGACGAUACGGUGAAGCUCUGGACCGUGGAUAGGAAUGCUAGCGUUAGGACUUUCAAGGAGCAUACUUACUGCGUCUAUUCCGCCAUGUGGAAUCCCAGACACGCCGAUGUCUUUGCUUCGGCUUCCGGCGAUUCUACUGCCCGUAUUUGGGAUGUUCGAGAACCAGGUUCUACCAUGAUUCUGCCUGCGCAUGAGCACGAAAUCCUCUCGUGCGACUGGAACAAGUAUGACGAUUGUAUCAUUGCAACUGCCUCGGUUGACAAGUCGAUUAAAGUUUGGGAUGUGAGGAAUUACAGGGUGCCAAUAGCGGUGCUUAAUGGGCACGGGUAUGCAGUUAGGAAAGUGCGAUUCUCACCGCAUAGAGGAAGUGUACUUUUGUCGUGUUCUUAUGAUAUGACAGUUUGCAUGUGGGAUUAUAUGGUGGAAGAUGCUCUUAUUGGAAGGUACGAUCAUCAUACUGAGUUUGCAGUCGGGGUGGAUAUGAGUGUUCUUGUGGAAGGUCUUUUGGCGAGCACAGGAUGGGAUGAACUCGUUUAUGUUUGGCAGAAUGGAAUGGACCCAAGAGCACCUUGACAAGGGAAGUCAAUUUUUUUUGUUUUUUUGUUUUUUUUGUUUUUUUGUUUUUUCGUGCUAUAUUUGUCGUUGAGUUACAAACGAGUUACUUAUAUAUACUUCUUUUCAGCUUCUAA
Ipomoea nil (Japanese morning glory) is the source of this 1190-nucleotide messenger RNA. RefSeq names its product peroxisome biogenesis protein 7. Gene Ontology annotation, cellular component: peroxisomal matrix; cytosol. The transcript has 2 exons. Gene Ontology annotation, biological process: protein import into peroxisome matrix. Gene Ontology annotation, molecular function: protein binding. NCBI's taxonomy places the organism in Eukaryota, Viridiplantae, Streptophyta, Magnoliopsida, Solanales, Convolvulaceae. The coding region runs from base 124 to 1074 and encodes 316 amino acids. The record is from RefSeq and is a predicted model, not a curated record.